CAGCUUUCUCCAGAAGGUGAGUCGUCUGGUGCAUAUCCCAGGCGCCACAGCACUGAUCUCGUGUGCAUCUGUUGUGUUUCGGUUGUCAGAUCACACCGACGAACAUCUGUCACGAUGGCACCGAAGCGUCGCGGCCGCAAAAAGGAGGACGAUGAUGAUUUCGUCGAGAAGAGCGUCGACAUCCUCAAGGAGCCACCAGCCGAUGAGGAUGACGGCGUGCCAUCGCCUCAAGCUGGAGGCGGCAAGGGCAAGGGCAGAGCAAAGAAGGACAAGGGCGGCGGGGCAGGGGGGUUCGGGGCACUGGCGGGAAGUGACGAUGAUGACAAGGGUGACUUCACACAUCGUGGCAGCCACACACGCACACGCACACGCUCACAGGUACCCCGACAAGUCUGCUGUAUGUCUGUGUGUUGUGUGGAUCAGCUGGUGCAUUGGCGGACGGCAAGCCAGCGGCUGAUGAUGACGAGGAAGAGGAGGAGGAGGUCGCAGCACCGGCAGCCGUGCCCAAGAAGAAAAACAGACGGGCCAAGAACAAACAAAAGGUGGGCAGGGUGCCCUGCAGGGACAGUAGUUACUAACACACGCACCAUCGAUGCGAUGCACCUGUCUGUCUGUCUGUCUGUCUGUCGGUCUCAGGGCGGGUUCGCUGCGCUUGACGAGGAUGGCGACGAGGAGCAGGAAGAGGAAGAGGGCGCCCAGCCAUCGGCUGGCAAGAAGGGCGGCGGGUUUGCGGCCCUGACAGGCGGUGAUGGGGAUGACAACGAAGACGAGGAAGAGGACGAGCCCGUGAGCUCCAUGCCGUCCACUGCAUCGAGGCGAAAACAGAAGAAAAACCGAGCAAAGGUCAGGCAGGCAGGCAGGCACCACGCACACGGCCAUCCCUUUUGUAUUGGCUUGUUUUGGCAGGGUGGAUUUGCGGAUCUUGGGGGUGAGGACGAGGAUGAGAUCAAUGGGGAGGAGGAGAGCGCGCCCGCCAAGCAAGAAGAGCCGGAAGAGGCGCCUGUUCCUGAGGCCACCCCGGCUCCCGCCGCACCCAAAGCCAAAGCCAAGGCCAAGGGCAAGAAGGGCAAGAACAAAAAGAAGGUCAGUCAGCUGCAGGGCCCCGCCGGUGGCGUGAGGCGAAUCCCUACUCAUUUCUGCUUUAUGUGUGUGUGUUCUCAGGCUGAUGACGACGAGGAUCUGGACGCCAUCCUGGCAGAGAUCGAGGGCAAGGCCAAGACGGUCGAAGCACCAGCACAAGAAGGUACACACACACAUCGCCACUCCACCUCUUGUUUGUCUGCGAGCGACUGCGUUCCUGUGUGAUGUCCUUUGGGUGCAGGCGAGGCCCCAUGGGUGGGUGCUGAGGUCGAGGCGCCCCCGGUGCUGACCAAGAGCAAGGCGCGGCAGAAGAAGAAACAGCAGCAGAAAGGGGAGGACACCGAGGACAUCGAUGCCAUACUCGCGGAGAUCGAGGGCAAGCCGAAGCCCGAGGCACCAACACCAUCACCACCACAGCCACUGCCACAGCAGGAGGAGGAGCAUCCGGCAGAAGAGGCUCCCAAAGGUAAUGAAAGCGAGGGGCCGAGAGGGGGGCAUGCAAUGCAUUGAUCUUCACGCGUCCGGAGGAACUUGUGUGGCUGCGUUGUGCAGGUGAGGCGGCUGCAGCUGCUGAGGUGGCGGCCGAGGGGGCCAAGCCCGAGGAGACCCCAGCGGCGUCAGAACCGUUAGCCGCUCCGCAAGGCAAGGAUCCGAUCCACAGUACGCACCAUACUCAGACAUGGGUGACAUGAGGAUUACGUGCGUCUGUGCUUGUUGUAGGUGCAGCCGAGGAGCCCCCCGCUCCCGAUGCUGUCACCGAGGCCACAGAGGAGACCGAAGGCACCACCGGUCUGCUGCUUUGCUCCCACACACGCGCACCUUGUGUCACUCACUGGACUGGAAUUUUGGCUCUCCGUUCUCUUGAUUUCUUGUUUCCUUGCUUGUUGUGCAGAUGGUGUGUUGGACGAGGCGGCCAAGCGUGCGUUGAAGAACAAACUCAAGAAGGAGAAGAAAAAGGCCAAGGCCAAGGCUGCCGUCUCUGACGAGACCGAGGACAAGAUAGCCGAUGACCCAGAAGCCGCGCAGGCCGCCGAGGUGAGUGACGAUAGGCGCAAAGCAAUGCCCACCGGCUUUUGUGGUGGUGAUCUAUCCCUGUGUGGUUGUCUUGCGUGUGCCUGAAGCAGGCGGCAGCUGCCCCAGCCCCUGCUCCAUCGGCUGCAGCUGCUGACAAGGGCAAGAAGAAGAAGCCGGGGCCCGUCAGCGCCGCAGCGCGAGCAGCGCAGGAGCGGAUACAGGCCAUCAAAGAGGUCAGCACACUCGAUCACAGCACCACAUGCGCGCAGAGGUCGGCACCGCAGGGGUGUGUGCGUGUGUGGGUGUGGUAGGCUGAGGAGCAGCGGAAGAAGGAGGAGGACGAGGUGCGCAAGAAGGAGGAGGAGCGUCUCCGCAAGAUCGAGGAGGAAGAGGCGCGACAGGAGGAGGAACUCAAGAAGAAACGAGAGAAGAAGGAGGCACAGAAGGUGCGCACCGCACACCAGUGGGCUGGGCGCACACAUGACUGUCAUGUGUGGGUACGUGUGUGCUUGUCGUGUGGGUGUCUUCAUCAGGUUCGUCGCCAGCAGUUAAAGAAGGAGGGCAAGUUGCUGAGCAAGGCCGAGAAGCAGCGGGCCGAGCGGGCGGCCGAAUACAGACGACAGCUCGAGGAACAGGGGCUCAUCCAGAGUAGCCAGCACCCGCACUCACACCUAUCCAUCCAUCCAUCCAUCCAUUCCGUUGUUCCCCUGUGUGUGCAGAGCGUCCCGAGGGUGAGUCAGCGCACACCGAGGGGCCCAAGAAGACAGUGGUGGUGUCCGACCGGCGGAAGAAGAGGCGGCCGCAACACGACACCAUUAAUGGGCACGAGGAGGGCGGCGAGGGCGACGUGACCAUGGCCGACGAGGGCAAGGCAGACGAGGCCAUGCAGCCUGUCGCAGACGAAACACACAAGGGUGAGCUAUCUAUGAGACACGUGGCGACACACGCGCGUGGGCGUAUGGACACUUGUGUUGUGUGUGUGUGUGUAGAUGAGGUUGAGGGAGAGGAGGAAGUGGAUGAUUGGGAGGCCCUCAUCGACGAGGAGGAUGAGUCCAAGAAACAGCCACCAGCCAUGGCUGAGCCGUCGGCUGCACCAGCCGCCCCUGCCGCCGGCAAGCCCGCCGCACCUGCCAGGGCCGCCAAACCUGAGCAAGACGUCCACAUGGUAAGGCGAGGGGCCUCCUGCCGGGUUCACCGCACCCGCAUUGAUGUGAUGUGGUUGGGGUGUGCUGUGCAUUACUCAGGAGGAGGAUGAGGAGGAGGAAGAGAGCGAGGAAGAAGAGAGCGAGGAAGAAGAGGUGCGCCGCGCCACACACAGACCAUUAUGUACCCACCCUGACUGGCACAACUUCAUUCGUGCAUCUGAUCUGCCUACCCUGCAGGAUGAGGAAGAGGAGGACGAGUCCGACGAGGACGACCACCGCAGGCCCAUGCUACGGGCCCAGCCCGUCCCGAAGGCCCCCAAGGUCGACAAGGCCACGGCGAGGCUGCGGUCACCCAUCUGCUGCAUCCUGGGACACGUCGACACCGGCAAGACCAAACUCCUCGACAAGAUACGGCGCACCAACGUGCAGGAGGGUGAGGCCGGCGGCAUCACACAACAGAUCGGCGCCACGUUCUUCCCUAAGGAGGCACUCUGGGAGCAGUGCAAAAAGGUCGGUCAGCCAGUCCAGUCCACACCCCUCCCUACCCCGUGUGUACCGUGCGACUGCAUGAAUGUCCUUUCUUCUUUCCUUGGCCGGCCAUCUCUGUCUUGUCAGGUGGAUCCCGAGCUUGAGCUGCACGUGCCCGGCCUGCUCAUCAUCGACACGCCCGGGCACGAGUCGUUCAACAACCUUCGUGCGCGAGGGUCGUCUCUGUGUGACAUCGCCAUAUUGGUGGUGGACAUCAUGCACGGGCUGGAGCCGCAGACGCUGGAGAGCCUGGGGCUGCUCAAGAAGCGCAAGUGUCCCUUCGUCAUCGCCCUCAACAAGAUCGACCGGAUGUACCAGUGGGAGGACAUCCAGUACACACCAGCCAAGGAGGCCAUCGACAGGCAGCAGCCUUCUGUCAAGGUAUGUAGGCAUCAAAUCGAGAGCGCUAUUGGGCACGGCCCGGCCCACACAGGAGGACGGCCCAUCUGACUGAUUGUUGUGUGUGGUAACGUCAGGAUGAGUUCAAGAACCGUGUGGAUCAGUCUCUGGUGGCGUUGGCCGAGCAGGGCCUCAACUGCUUCGUCUACUGGGACAACCCCGACUUCCGCAGAAACGUCAGUGUGGCCCCCACUAGCGCCAUCACCGGCGAGGGCAUCCCUGACCUGCUCAUGCUGCUAGUCAAACUCACACAGGUCAGUCAGACACACAAGCAGCCAGCCGCAGAGAGAGGGGUCCAUUACAUUCAUCCAUAUGUGUGUGUGUGUGUGGUUGUUCAGGACAUCAUGACGAGUGCCAUCGUGUACAAGGAGGAGCUGCAGUGCACCAUCCUGGAGGUCAAGAACAUCGAAGGCCUCGGCACCACAAUUGACGUUAUUCUCGUCAACGGCACACUGCACGAAGGUGCGUACACAUGACAUGGACGGACGUACCGAUCCGACGAUGCACGCAGAAGAAACACGUGUGUGUGUGUGUGUGUGUGGGUGUGUAUACGUGUGUGCAGGCGACACCAUCAUUGUGUGUGGGAUGAGUGGGCCGAUCGUCACAAACAUCAGAGCCCUCCUCACGCCACAGCCGCUGAAGGAGCUGCGCGUCAAGGGCGAGUACAUCCACCACAAGCAAAUACACGCUGCAAUGGGCGUCAAAAUCUCCGCGCAGGUUCGACCGUCCCGCCCUCACACAAAAGACGCACACCAAGGUGACGUUCAUCUCCUAUGCCUCCUCAGGGUCUCGAGGACGCUGUGGCUGGCACGUCGCUGUUUGUGGUUGAUCCUGACGAUGAGGAGAUGAUAGAGGAUUUGAAGGACGAGGUCAUGGCCGACAUGAGCGACAUAUUCAAGUCCGUCGACCGGUCCGGCAGCGGCGUAUACGUCAUGGCGUCCACGCUGGGCUCACUCGAGGCCCUCCUGGCCUUCCUCAAGGACUCCAAAAUACCCGUCUUCUGCGUCAACAUCGGUAAGCGGCGGCGCAGCGGCGCAGCAGGCCGACAUGGGCGUGGGAGUGCUAUCCGAAUGUGUGUCUCUGUGUGUAUCUGUCUGUCUGAAGGCACUGUCAACAAGAUCGAUGUCAAGAAGGCAUCGGUGAUGAAGGAGAAGGGGCACCCCGAAUUUGCCACCAUACUCGCAUUCGACGUCAAGGUCAGCUGGGCUGGGCUGGGUCUGUCGGCGUGACGCAAAGACAUGCGGCCCGGCCUUGUCUGUGUGUCGUGUCGAUCAGAUCGACAGUGAGGCGCGUAAGGAGGCUGAGCACCUGGGUGUUCGUAUCAUGUGGGCGGAGAUCAUCUACCACCUCUUCGACCAAUUCACCGACUUCAUGGCCAAAUUCAAAGAGGACAAACGGUCGGUCAGCUCAGCCGUGUGUUGAGUGAGGACCGGUCAAGGCCUACGCAAAUGCUGAAAAGUGUCGCUGUGUUGCUCUCCUGUCUGCUGCAGAAAGGAGAAGUCCAACGUGGCCGUGUUCCCCUGUGUGCUCAAGGUGCUGCCGCAAUUCGUCUUCAACAAGAAGGACCCCAUCGUCCUCGGUCAGACAGACAUGCACACGUGAAAGUGCCACCCGACUUGGCCUGCACACACUCGUUUUGUGUCCUUCGCCAGGUGUGGUGGUUGAGGAUGGCAUCCUCAAGAUCGGCACGCCCCUGUGCGUCCCCGAUAAGGAGGUAAACAGCAGCCCAGCCACGCAGAGAGCGGACAGGGGGAACAUCGGAUGGCUUGACGCACCGGCCUGGCCAAUCAAUGUACGUCUGUCUGGCUGUGUGGUCAGAACAUGCGCAUCGGUCAAGUUGGGAGCAUCGAGAACAACAAGAAACCCGUCGACAGUGCCAGAAAGGGUAAGUUCAAUAAGGUACCGACCCACCACACGAACGAACGUACCAUCAGGAACUGCAUGCGCAUUGCGCCAUGUGUUGUUAUGUGCGAAGGGAUGGAGGUGGCUAUCAAGAUUGUGGGCGACACGAGCGUUACAUAUGGCAAACAAUUCGACCAUACAAACAAGGUAAGUAAGCUGAGGUGAGGCCGCAGGUCGGUCGACACACAGCACAGCACAGCUGUGUGUGUGUGCGUUGUUUGUUCAGCUGUAUUCGCGCAUGACGCGUGACGCCAUUGACUGCCUGAAGGAACACUUCAGGGAUGACCUCAACAAGGUAGGUAGACCAAACCCAGCAGAAAGCAGGCUAGAUACAGUACUUACGUGUGGUGUGUGUCUUGUGUCAUCCUCCAGGACGACUGGAAGCUGGUUGUGGCCCUCAAGAAGGUCUUCGCCAUCACCUGACCGGCUCUUGUCUUGUCUGGCCUGUAUUGCAUCCCCUCCGCCUGUCUGUCUGACUUCGUUUCUGGUUGAUUGGUGGCUUGGCGGGGCGGCCUCUCAAACUUCCCGUACAUAUUUGUACGCAAGGGAUGGGCGGCUUUUAAUGGAUUGCGUGAUGUGAUUGUGUGUGCUCGCUGCGUGUACCUUUCUCUGACGGACGAAGUGGAGGCGAGAGGAAGGCGUAUUUUUUCAACCCGAUGCAUGCCAUCAUUGGGUGCCGUGCAGUGGGUGUGCUAUGCCUAUGUAUGUGGACAUGACAUCCACACGGCGAAUGCAAUGCAUGGACGGAGUUUGUUGUUUGUUGGAGCAAUGAAUGAAUGAAUGGAUCCAAAUGCAAGUGGGUUGAGCUAAGCAAAGAGUGAUUUAAGCAGUGCGCAGUGCAAG
Messenger RNA from Vitrella brassicaformis, 6911 nucleotides. NCBI's taxonomy places the organism in Eukaryota, Vitrellaceae. The record is from the annotation of a GenBank genome assembly.